AUGGCAUGUCAGAGAUCUUCUGUAGGCGUAGGUGCUUUAGAUGGGAAACUGUAUGCUGUUGGCGGAUAUGAUGGGACAGUACGUCGUUGUCUUUCAACUGUGGAAUGUUACGACCCAGUUGAUAAUUCUUGGCGCAUGGUGUCGGAAAUGACUUGCAGACGAAGUGGACCGGCAGUUUGUGAAUUAAACAACCGCCUUUAUGCUGUUGGCGGUCAUGAUGGGCCAACCGUUCAGAGUUCAGCUGAAGUUUAUUCACCUGAAACAGGAACCUGGCAGCGUAUAGCUGAUUUGAAUGGGAAACGUAGAAAUGCAGGUCUGGUUGCACACGAUGGAUUUCUAUAUGUGAUCGGUGGUGAAGAUGGAGAGAAUAAUUUGACCAGUAUAGAAAAGUAUGAUCCUGCUACAAAUACAUGGGCUUUACUCUCGAAUCAUUUAAGAAUCGGUCGAAGUUAUGCUGGUGUUGCAGUUAUUGAACGUAGUGUUAUCUAA
This is a messenger RNA of Heterobilharzia americana, 489 nucleotides long. The record is from the annotation of a GenBank genome assembly. Lineage: Eukaryota; Metazoa; Platyhelminthes; Trematoda; Strigeidida; Schistosomatidae.